AUGGAGGGCUUGAGGGGGGAGGUGGGGGACCUGAGGGCGGAGGUCGCUGAGCUGAGCCACCACAAGGCGUACCUGGAGGAGAAGCUGCUGGGAGUCAUGGGUGAAGCCUCAAGGGCCAAGCUGGAGGUCGCCAGGCUAAGGGGCGAGCUGGAAGCAGCAGAGGCUGCCUCAAGGGCCUCAAGGGCUUCCAUGCACAAGUGGGAAGCCACAGAAGCUUCCAGAGGCCCAGAGCCGAAAUGGCAGUCCGUGGGUGAAGGGGGCCUCCAAGUUUGGGAUGCCAAAGAUGCGGAUAUGGGGGCCACCAGGUCUUGCACGCCCCCACUACAGCCCCAAGCAUUGAGGCCUCAAGGAACGUUGGACACGCCCGAGGUGGCCAUGCGAGUGGAUGGACAGCAACAAAAUGACGAGUGUGGGGCUGCCAUUGUUGGAAGCCGAUCCAUGUGGACUGGCAGCCAGAGGUUUGACUCAGCCUCCUCAUCUCCGCAGCCACAUGAGGGCAUAGUGUUUUCAACCCUUGGACGCCAUACUCCAAGUUGGGGAGGCUGUCAAGCUGUUAAUGUCUCAGCUCAGGAUCCCUCGACUGUGGCCAGCCUGCACGAGGCUGCCAGGCAGACAGCGAUGGGAGUGGCGCUGCGGGCUCGGGGACGCCACAGGGAGUCCGAGGAAGCACAUCGCAGGGCACUUGACAUUCGCAGACACGCUCUGGGGGACAACCAUCCAGCUGUCAUCGAGUCCUGGAACAGCCUGGGCUACGCCCUGCUCCAUGAGGGCAAAGUGACUGAGGCCGAAGACGCAUUCCGCGAGGCCCUGGUGCACCUCAAGACGGGCAUGAAUGACUGCGAGGGACCGCCACUGCUGGGUCAAGGGGCACGCCCCGAGGGCGCAGACUCAAGCCCCGAUGGCGGGGAGGGGGGGCCCAGUGGGAGGAGGCGGUCCGGGGGUGCACUGUCGAGAUGCGAGUCUAUGGCCAUGGCGGACAGCCUCAAUGGGAUGGGGCUGGUGCACAGGUCGCAGGGUCGUCUGGAGAUGGCCAAGACGGUGCUGUGCUACGCACUGGACGUGCGCAAGCGGUCGCUGGGAGACGCCUGCGGCAGCCACCCCAUGGUGGCCGUGGGACUCAACAACUUGGGACUUGUACUAGAACAGGUUGGGGAGCUGGCGGAGGCCGAGGAGUGCUUCAGUAAGGCCGUGGAGAUGUGGCGGAGGGACCAUGAGGAGGUGGUCAUGUCCGCUGAGAAUCUGAGCAGGGUGCGGGAAAAGAGGCUGGCCGCAGGCGACGCAAAGGAGGAGGCAGACAGCAUGUGUGGGUGA
Messenger RNA from Ostreobium quekettii, 1311 nucleotides. NCBI's taxonomy places the organism in Eukaryota, Viridiplantae, Chlorophyta, Ulvophyceae, Bryopsidales, Ostreobiaceae. The record is from the annotation of a GenBank genome assembly.